This is a messenger RNA of Anopheles merus, 1392 nucleotides long. RefSeq lists its product as uncharacterized. The record is from RefSeq and is a predicted model, not a curated record. The transcript is spliced from 3 exons. The coding region runs from base 247 to 1176 and encodes 309 amino acids. Lineage: Eukaryota; Metazoa; Arthropoda; Insecta; Diptera; Culicidae.
CUGCAGCACGUCAAAAAAAAAACAGCAAAACAAAAAAGGCAAAGAAAAAUCCAUACUUUUUUGCGUGCUCCGAACAAUUUGUGGAAUUUUACUGUGUUUAUUUAUGUUUGCAAUAAAGAAAAGCGCCGUACACUAGUUCGGGUAGUUGCGGGAAAGUUCUGGAACGUGCGAGCACCUUCCACGGGGUUGGAUUUCCACAACUACGCACACACACAAGGACACACUAUCGCUCGGCGACGCACCGAGAUGGCAUCCCAUUCUAGUUUCUACCAGGGAACCAAGCGGAUCUCUCCCCUCAAGAUCAGAAAUCCAAGCAUACUGCCAUCACAAAUAAUGCCGUCGCCUACGGGUGCACCGUUCAACUUUGCCGAAAUGCCCUGGUCGUACGGGAUGAAACCGGGGCAAGUGAUGGAAUUCAAUGCAGUUAUCCGACCAAGCCCCAUCACGGGACCACCCUCGCCCAUCCCCCAGAUGCCAUCCGGUAGCAGCCCACCAUCAUUUGGACCCGCGCCGGUCUCCUUCCUGCCGGAACUCAGAAAACGAAAGCCCGAUCCCGACGUCAUCCCAAUUCCAUCGAAGCAAUUUCUCACCGAGGAAGUAAUGUCAUCGCAUUUCAACAAUCUGCACCUUUCCACCGAAUACACCGCCCACGACAUCCGUACGCAGGCAUCGACAGCUGACCCUCGUGCCCACUCCAGCCGAGAAGAGGACAUGCUGCUGGGCGAUGCGGGCAACGUUUCGGACGACGCGGACGCGUACCACGUGUGCAUGUCGCCGCAGGAGCUGGAGGAACGGUUAAAGAAAGCACAGCGCAUCGCAAUCUGCGAGGAGGUGCGCCGGUUGGACGGCCGGGGCGAAAUCUUGCCCAAAGCGUUGCUGCAGCGCAUCGAAAAGCCGUGCACUGCGCUGAUGAUCUGGCAGCCGCCCCAGGAGCGCGUGCAGUCCGUGCUCUCGAAGGUUGCCCAACAGUUGGAGGAACGGGAGCGUGAGGAGCGGAAAGCGAUGAAAAAUAACAACAACAGCGAAGCUGCGCCGGACUCGAUGGCCAUCAGUGACGAACCACUGCCGGAUCUGCCCGAUUACGACGAGGAUUUGGAUUUUGAGCCGGACGGGAGCGGCGCGGGUUGGCCGCAGGGAUCAGCGCCGGAUCCGGCCACGAUGGACGUGGAAAUGUAGCUUUUAGAAGGAUGCAAAGGCGAGCUUCUCUUUGUCAUGUAACAAUCCUAAAUAAUCAUGCUGUACAGUUUUUGGCGUGCUCUAACGUGAUUUGCGCGAAGGAAAACUAAUGUAAGGAAAAUAAGCGGUGUCUUGUUUCUUCAUUUUCUUUUUACAAUGUUGUCCUUUCGAUAGGGUCCGUAAGCCAGUAAGGAAUAAAUUUAAAUGCUUCUUGAA